UCCUGGCUGCUCACUCAAUCCACUAGACUUGAAAGAUGUAUAAAAUCUGCAACUCAGCUUCUCCUUUCCUUCUUCUUCUUACUCCAUCAUCCAAACCCUAAACUCUCUCUGAUAAAUGAUCAAGUCGUCUUCCAUGGCUUUGGUUCGAGAUCGCCGUCAAGUCAACCUCCGUCUCCCUCUCCCUCCCAUCUCCGAUCGCCUCCCCUGCUUCCCCGUCUCCUCCUCCGCCGCCGGAAGCAUCAACGGCUUCUCGCUCUCCGAUUUCGAAAAAAUAUGCGUUCUCGGCAGCGGAAACGGUGGUACCGUCUACAAGGUACGCCAUAGGACAACGGCGGAGGUCUACGCCCUGAAAACGGUUAACGGCGACAUGGAUCCCACUUUCCGCCGUCAAUUGUUCCGCGAGAUGGAGAUUCUCCGCCGCACAGACUCGCCGUUCGUCGUCCGGAGCCACGGUAUCUCAGAGAAACCCUCCGGAGAGGUUGCGAUUCUGAUGGAGUUCAUGGACGGCGGGACACUUGAAUCGCUCCGCGGCGGAGUAACGGAGCACGACCUCGCGGGAUUCGCUCGCCAGAUUCUGAAGGGAUUGAAGUACUUGCACGCGCUGAAGAUCGUUCACAGAGACAUAAAGCCUGCGAAUCUGCUACUGAAUUCGAGGAACGAGGUGAAAAUCGCCGAUUUCGGAGUGAGCAAGAUCAUGGUCAGAUCACUGGAUUCUUGCAAUUCCUACGUAGGGACGUGCGCGUACAUGAGCCCGGAGAGAUUCGAUUCCGUCGCAGGAGGAGGAGAAUCCGAUGUAUACGCCGGCGAUAUCUGGAGUUUCGGGCUUAUGAUGCUAGAGCUAUACGUCGGCCAUUUUCCGUUGCUUCCGGCGGGGCAGAGGCCAGACUGGGCGACGCUAAUGUGCGCCGUCUGCUUCGGGGAGCCGCCGCGUGCGCCGGAGGGAAGCUCCGACGAGUUCAAGAGCUUCAUCGAUUGUUGUCUCCGUAAAGAGUCCAGUCUACGGUGGACUGCGUCGCAGCUGAUUACUCACCCUUUCCUCCAGCGAGAUUUUGGAUCCGAUUAGAACCGGGCCGGGCCGGGUCUUGUGGGGCCUCGGAUUAGACUAAUUUCUUUUGUUUUUUGUUAGUAUAAUUUGUACAUACACUGAGGAGAAUCCUGUCAUAAUUGACCAUGUAAGAACAAUUACAUUGUGUUAGUUCAAUGGAUAAGAAAAAAAAAUAUUAUCAUUCU
Molecule: messenger RNA, 1230 nt
Organism: Tarenaya hassleriana
Lineage: Eukaryota; Viridiplantae; Streptophyta; Magnoliopsida; Brassicales; Cleomaceae
Product: mitogen-activated protein kinase kinase 9-like
Exons: 1
Coding region: 116-1063 (315 amino acids)
Biological process (GO): protein phosphorylation
Cellular component (GO): cytoplasm
Molecular function (GO): protein serine/threonine kinase activity; ATP binding
Source: RefSeq, a predicted model, not a curated record